AUGUUAAUUUCAUCUCAUUCUCCCCUAACUAUCUACUCCCUAGUCCCAUCUAACCCGCUUCAGAACUUUACUCAGUUCGAAAAUUUUCACGAGAUCUCUAAUACUAUAGUUAACCUAAUUGGGCAGACUGGUUGCUCGGAUGUUCAAGGGACAAAGGCAAUAGCAGAGACGGAAGCGAAGGCACAUAGCAAGUUAAAAUCAAACGGAUGGGUUACUGAUACUCCAGCUCGCCCGACCCUCUGGCCGUUUGGAUCAAUUUCCCGAAGAAUGAACGUGAUCACCACUCCGACCGCUAAAUUGCCCAUUCAAUCUCCUUUUGGAAAUGACAAGGUCCUUGCUGGUUCAGAGGGACCCCUUGCAACCGGCCACAUAACAGCUAAGACAGUACAAGGUGAAGCAGAAGCAGAUACGAAAAAAGCCUCAUGGAGUAAUAUAGUUGCUGAUUCACAUUAUACUAGACGUACCUGCUUAAAAAAGGAUAUCUUCUUUCCAAAGGGAUUUUCUGGAGUGGCUAGUUCAGAGAGGAUGUUCAACUACUCGGACAGUGGUGUGGCGGGGCUUGAAGUCACAGGCCACAUGGAAUUUAGUUCUGACGAUCUUUCAGGUCCUGAAAACGGAGGGGCUGAGGACUUGGUACGCUAUGUAGGUAGAUUUACUGAAGGCUCGUUAUUUUUGAUACUCACCUCUAAAUGUAUUAAAUUCAUUAUUUGA
Molecule: messenger RNA, 711 nt
Organism: Protopolystoma xenopodis
Lineage: Eukaryota; Metazoa; Platyhelminthes; Monogenea; Polystomatidea; Polystomatidae
Source: the annotation of a GenBank genome assembly